Anguilla rostrata (American eel) is the source of this 2319-nucleotide messenger RNA. Its product is annotated as spindle assembly abnormal protein 7-like. The record is from RefSeq and is a predicted model, not a curated record. The transcript is spliced from 13 exons. The coding region runs from base 89 to 1660 and encodes 523 amino acids. Lineage: Eukaryota; Metazoa; Chordata; Actinopteri; Anguilliformes; Anguillidae.
CAUUCAGGAUCCAUCGCGUUUACCUGACACAACCGAUAGAUAUUCUGUUGAACUUGUUCGGAUAAUUCCACCCAUUUCGUCUGCCGUAAUGGUGGCGAUUUGGCGUGGAAUUGUCUUGACUCUUUGGUUGGCGUACAUACAAUUUGUGCCUCAGAUCGUUCUGAACAUUGACAAGUUUUUUAACGUAGAACAUCAAGGCAAUGUCACCAACAACUCGGAUGGUCCCAUGUGGUCAGACAGCAUCCUGCUGUACAUCAAGGAGCGGAUAACACACUAUGCCGGAAGCCUCAUGGGAAACCUACCCAACCUACCCACCCUACCCAACCUACCCGAAUGCUGGAAUCUGGUCCCAUCAUCGUAUGACAAGGCUGAGUGGCUGGUGUUGGGAUCACUGAUAAUGUUUUCCAUAAACUGCGUAGCAUUGCUUGUGUUUAAAACCAGGAAGCACCAACGGACUUGGAAGGAGCUUGACAAUAAAAUUCUCAAGCUUCACAAUGAGGUGAAUGCCUCAAAAAAAUCUGCUUCUGCAAUGAAUCUUCGUUACAAGGAGCUGAAGGCAUCAUUCCACCAGAUGCAAAAGAAAUCAGCUCUACAGGCAGAAGAGAACCAUAAGACCAUGGAAGCAGAGAGACUGAGGAGCAAGACCAUGAUUCAACACUUGAGGACUGACUUGGCUGCCAAUAUGGACAUCUGUAAGAGAAAAGAGCAGAGGCUGGUAGCCAUGACCCAAAGAUGGGAGAUGAGGGAAGAGGAAUUGGCUGAGCUGGCAGUGAAGAAGCUGUUAGAGAUGGCAGAGCAGGGUAAGAGGAAAGAACGGAAGCUGAGGGCCAUGGCAGAGGUUUGCCAGGAGAAGGAUGACCAGCUGGCAGCCAUGGCUCUCACACUGCAGAUGAAGAAGGAGAAGGUGGCGGACCUGACAAAGCUCUGCCAGGACAAUGAAGAGAACAAGGCCACCUUGCUGAAACUGUGCCACGAGAAGGAUGAGAAACUGGCAGCCUUCUUUGUGGCGUCUGAGCACCAAGAGGCCGUCCUGCAGGAGAAGAUCGCUCAGGAAUUGGCCCAGCAGUUGGAAAUCAACAAACUGAAGGAGAGGCUCUCUGCCCUGGAGGAUGAAGUCAAAGAAAAGGAAAUCCUGCUCAUGGCCCAGAAAGAGGAACAGCGUGAAGCAGCCAGUCUGCGGAAGAAGCUCACAGAGGUCAGCAGUGAGCUGGCUGACCUGAAAAGAUCAGCCGCCAGUUCCUCCCAUAGCCUCCCCACUGCACAGGAGACCAGUGCUGUGAAAGUUGAAUGCAUCGUACACACCACUUCAAAUGGUCAUGGAGAGGAGACUGAUUCAGGAGUUGAGAGGGAAGGAAGUGAGCUGGCAGGCUCCAGGCAGCAAACCAUCGCUGAAGAGAAGAAGCCAGUUCAGGAGGUGGGCGGGGCCUGCAGGCGGGAGGAGAGACCCGGUCGAAUCAGGGUGGAGUUUGGCUCUUACCGGCCCAGGAGGGUUUACACCCAGGGGCAGGAGACCACCCAGCGCUCCGGCCAGACGCAGCAUGGUUGGGGCAGAGAGAAUGAUAGUGGAGGAGUGGAGGGUUCGGGCAGAAGAGGCUGGGCUGCAUGGAACCGACGACCGAGACAGCGCUCGAGACCCUGGGAGCAGCACUGUGAUCGCUGAAAGGGUUAAGAGUUCAUCAGUGGGUCAUCAAGGGGGAGUUCUUACCCGAAUUAGAGAACAGAACACAGCUGAUGUGUCUUCUGGUCUGAACCCUCCCUUCAUGAUGCCUGCUGUUCACAAGUCCACCUACAGGGGCGCUGUUGCGCCGGUUGUGUUUUUCUGCCCUCUUUUCCUGUUUCUCGUUCUCUUUUCUGUUUAUCUCACACAGGAUUCCUUGUUGCAUGUGCUCACUAUGAAUGAAUGAGGUGGUACUGGUCGAUAAGGAAAACCCUGUCUCAUUGAGCUGCCAGUCUACCGGCAGACAUUUUGGAGGGCAGCCCUGACUGCUGUGUACCCUCAAGAUUUGGACAUUGCAGUGAUGGGGUGGCGCCAAUGUUCUGAUGGGAUUAAAAAAGUCAAAAAAAUACUUCAAUAAAUUUUCUGUUUUGAAGACUGCUGUGAUGAAAAGACUGUUGUUGACUUGUUGACAUCUUUUAGGGUUAUUUCCCACAGCAAUAACUGCAAUAACCACAGCCUCUCACUCCUUUUAAAAAAUGUACUUCUGUACCCAAUGACCUACACAAGCUCACAUAAGCUGCUUCUCCUCAGUCAUCCUCAGUUAUGUCAUUAUAAAUUGAUCAGUCCUGCAAUUAUUAAUUCUCCCCAUUGGUUGAAAUUAG